CAGUUCCUUGCUUUCAUUUCUGUUCUUCUAUGUUCUUCUUGGAACGUUGUAAAAUCCAAAGCAAGUGGUGGCAAAAUUGAAGCUUUGCAUGUUCUGGAAAAUAGCUUAAUAUUUUGUUCAGAUGUUCUGUACGCCCUUCCUCAGGCAAAUGUCAACAUGGAUGGGACUCGUCCCUGCUACAAAGAAGAACUUCAUCAGGUACCUGGAAGCUGGUUAUAGCUGCAUAAUCAUUCCAGGAGGAGUCCAAGAAAUCAUUUAUAUGAACCAUAAUUAUGAGGUUGCGUUUCUGAAACGAAGGCGCGGCUUUGUACAAGUUGCUAUUGAAACAGGCUCUCCUUUGGUCCCUGUCUUCUGCUUUGGUCAGACUAACGUGUAUAAAUGGUGGAAACCUCAAGGGAAAUUUUAUAUUCAUGUUGCUAGAGCAAUCCGUUUUGCACCGUUAAUAUUUUGGGGAGCCUUUGGAUCACCAAUCCCAUAUCGCAAGCCAAUAGACAUUAUAGUCGGAAGACCAAUUGAGAUCAGGCAAAAUUUGAACCCCUCAAGAGAAGAGGUUGCAGAAGUCCAUGCCCGCUUUGUAUCCGCUAUUGAGAAAUUAUUUGUGAGGUACAGAGAGGUCACAGGACUUAAUAACAUUGAACUGAAAAUUGUUUAA
This is a messenger RNA of Phoenix dactylifera (date palm), 652 nucleotides long. RefSeq names its product diacylglycerol O-acyltransferase 2D-like. The record is from RefSeq and is a predicted model, not a curated record. Gene Ontology annotation, molecular function: diacylglycerol O-acyltransferase activity. Gene Ontology annotation, cellular component: endoplasmic reticulum membrane. NCBI's taxonomy places the organism in Eukaryota, Viridiplantae, Streptophyta, Magnoliopsida, Arecales, Arecaceae. Gene Ontology annotation, biological process: triglyceride biosynthetic process.